AGUGAUACCCGGAAAUAAAGGCGGAGCUCUACAGUUUUUCUCCUCCUUGCGCCAGACAGACCAGACAAACGGACAACAUGGAUCCGAACACGACGAUUCUGCGAGUCAAGAGAAAAAGGGGGACCGACCCCGCAGAUGCGUUGUUGCUGGCGUGUAAACGUAUCCGGCCGGAGACGGCCCAGAGCUCAGGUGAAGCGGUACCGGAGCCAAAUGAAGCCGAGGUGGAGAACUCUGUCUUCAAACUCGUGGCGACCGUAGCGACACAGGAUGCUCCAGUUCGGACGCAGGUGCGACAGGCGUUGGCUCGGCCUCGCGUGGCCCACGCACUGCGCCCCUCCGCCUCCAGCUCUCAACGGAUCACGGGGGACCUGCGCAGCACCAAGUGGAGCACGCGAAGGGAGGAACGUUACAGAAUACUGUCCAGCCACCGUUCAGGCCUGUCGAGUCCGGUCGAGCAGCCGACCCCCCAGACAGACGCUUCUGAGAGCGCAGGGGAGACUGGGGGAGACCAAGACAAAUGUUUGGUUCUUGGUGCAAUCCAGGUGGUGGAUCUCCUUCAUGAGGACGCAGAGGACAAGGACAAGUCGUCCAGCAAGACGCUGUCCUCAGACCCGGAAAUGAUCCUGUGUAACAGCACCAAGAUGCUGCGGGAGCGCCUGAGCAUAACCGGAGAGGGGCUGGGGGGGGAGCACCGGGAGCAGGGCGACGACUACGUCUACGACCUUUACUACCAGGAGACGGUCACGCCGGGCUGGAUCCAGGACAUCCUGUCCGUCAGGGCCUACGCCGACGAGGGAGAACUGGUGCCUGACCUUGUGGUUCAUGAAGAGGUUUAUGAAGACGAGGAUGACGAAAACGAGGAAGGCAACUGGAGGAAUGACUACCCUGAUGAGGACAGUGAUGCAGACGGUGACGGAGAGGAGCGCUACGGUGGUUACUGGGAGGAGGAGCACUCGUACAGCCGGAGGAGCUGGGGCUGCUACCAGAGGGAAGUGCUGCAUGACCUGAGCCGCUGUGGUGAAGACGACAAGGAGGACGACGACGACGGAGACAAAUAUAAUUCAGAUUGAUCCGUCCGUUUCACCCCCACCUGUCUUCCCAAUGCCCUCCCCACAGAUAACGGCAUGCUUCCUAGACCUCUGUGUGGGCGACCGUGGAGGGAGAACAACUGCUCGAGUUGCACACAAAAUGAAUCUCACCUUAAAGCGCAGCAACUCAUCAGAUUUAAGGAAUGUUGCGAGUUUAAUUGACUGACUGUACUUAAAGGAAUAUUUCCCCACAAAAUAACCAUUUGUAUAUCAACUACUCUCACUGCGUUACCUUUAAUUCUUGAGGAAGAACUCGCCAUGAAAGUUUCUUCAAGAAUUCGAUGGUCAUUUUGUGGGCGACGCGUUCCUUUAAGUCAACUCAAAACUACAUAAAUGAAGGCUAGGUUUUCCUUUGUCAGAGUAACAAAGCUUGUCAACCACCAAUGGUCCAGCUAGCUGCAUCCAUCCAUCCCGAGCUCUCCCACACAGCUGGUGAAGGAGUAGCUGUUAUUUCCACAAAGAUCCAGAGUGUCUUUUUCUUUUUCUUUUUUUUUUUUUUUUUUUCUUUUUUUUUUUUUUUAAAUUGUGGUGGAGUGAAUUUGUGUGUGGGUGUUUGUUCAAUGUGGACGUGUGUUUAAAAAAUGUUGCACAUUAGCGUGAUAUGUCUUGUAUGCUUUGUGCUGUUAACACUUCCGUCAGUGAGACGUCUCGGGCCGCGUGUGGUUGCAAUUUAGGCUGCAUUUUGUGCAUGGCUGUGUGUGCGUGUGUGUGCGUGUGCGUGUGCGCGUGUGUGUUAGAUUUUUGGCACAAUGUGAAAGCGUGACGCAUUGUUUUUGUUGUGGGUGUGCGAGUUUGGUUCCCUCCCCUCUUUGAAGUUCUUGGAUGCUUGGUGAGUUUAACUUUUUGUAAAUAUGUAGAUGUGUAUAAAAAGAAAGCUUUCAAAAUAAACUUUAAAUAUGUC
Molecule: messenger RNA, 1989 nt
Organism: Anarrhichthys ocellatus (wolf-eel)
Lineage: Eukaryota; Metazoa; Chordata; Actinopteri; Perciformes; Anarhichadidae
Gene: slc7a6os
Product: solute carrier family 7 member 6 opposite strand
Exons: 5
Coding region: 78-1070 (330 amino acids)
Biological process (GO): developmental process
Source: RefSeq, a predicted model, not a curated record